CCUCAUUCGCAUGGGUGGUGGAAUUUGGUGAUAAGAACAGAAGGUCGGGAUCAUCAAAUUAAAGUGUAGAAAGCACGGAAAUCAUUUAUUAAAGUGGCUCCAGAGGUGAAUGCAACUGUCGCCAUGGAGCUGAAAAUUGUCUUUCUUUUUCUUUUGAUUGCUUUCGCCUACGGCGAACAAGAGUUAGAGGUUGAAGAGGACGAAUGCGGUGACGAGAAAGCAGGUGAAUGUAUAAAAAACCUUCUUCUUGCUGUUUUGAGCGAUGAAAGCGAUGAAGAAAUUUGUAGAGUUCUGAAGGAAACAUCACAAUGCCUCGAUGAAACUGCUGACGAAUGCUUUGGCGAAAACAUCGAUAAAGAAUUAGAGGAUGGAUUGCGAGAGCUCAGGCAAAUUACUGCAACUAACUGCCCUCGAACUGAAGGUGAAAUACCCGAUGAAAUCGAACAAUGUGUAACGGGUCUUGAAGAUGAGUUGAUUGAAUGUGUCUCUGACAGCGUUGCAGAUGCUCUGAAUAAUAUUAUUCAGUUGCCAGGUGAUGAGGAACCAGACGAGAAUGAAAUCAAAUGCUCGAUGUACGAAUCCGUGUCCAGAUGUGUGGUGAAAAAGGUUGAAGACAGCUGUGGUAAAGAAGCCGCCCAACUUGCUCUGGCAGAAAUGACCGAUGCUCCUGAGGAGAUUAAGGAGAGUUGCAAAUUGCCUUCUACCAGAGAUGCUCUGAAAGGACUCAUGUACGACAUUGCCAAAAAGAGGAAGAAGUAAGCAAUGGCAGUGCUUUGGUUUGCUUUAUUUUAAGCAUAUUGAAUUGUCCAAUACGGUCUGAAUUUUAUUUGUAAUUCUUCAUCAAAAAAUGCUCUUUCUUGACUGAAUUUCUUUUCUAAUGAUAAUAAAAGUCAAUACUGAUUUUA
This is a messenger RNA of Argiope bruennichi, 905 nucleotides long. RefSeq lists its product as uncharacterized. The record is from RefSeq and is a predicted model, not a curated record. The coding region runs from base 124 to 759 and encodes 211 amino acids. The transcript is spliced from 5 exons. Lineage: Eukaryota; Metazoa; Arthropoda; Arachnida; Araneae; Araneidae.